Protopolystoma xenopodis is the source of this 279-nucleotide messenger RNA. The record is from the annotation of a GenBank genome assembly. Lineage: Eukaryota; Metazoa; Platyhelminthes; Monogenea; Polystomatidea; Polystomatidae.
AUGCCUACAAACAUGUGUGGAGCAAAGGUGCUAACGAUCCUGCUGGAAAUUUUGGACCGAGAGGAGGAUAUCGUGGAAUCACAACGGAUCAGAAGGGAGUCGUUAGCACGACUAAUCAACUUUGCAGCAGGGACAACCUAUUUUACAUUCAACAGGACCAUCUAUGAACAAAUAGUUGGACUUGUCACCACUUUUGGCAAACGUAUACAUGAAAAAAAUAGAAGAGAACUUCAAGAUGUCACCGCUACAACCAGCAGUACUGGUGCGGGGCCUGGAUGA